Messenger RNA from Chaetomium strumarium, 1110 nucleotides. Its product is annotated as P-loop containing nucleoside triphosphate hydrolase protein. The transcript has 5 exons. Gene Ontology annotation, cellular component: membrane. NCBI's taxonomy places the organism in Eukaryota, Fungi, Ascomycota, Sordariomycetes, Sordariales, Chaetomiaceae. Gene Ontology annotation, molecular function: ATP binding. The record is from RefSeq and is a predicted model, not a curated record. The coding region runs from base 1 to 1110 and encodes 369 amino acids.
AUGGAGUUUUGCAAAGGCGCUGGGGUGCUGGCAUGCGGACUCGAGAGAGCCGACAAAAGCGUGCAUUCGGUCCAGAUCCUCCACAUCGCCUGUCUCUAUGGUGUGGCAGAAGAGUACGAUGAAAGGUUCUGUUUCGACAAUAUCGCAAGUGGCCUCGUCGGUACGCCAUGGGUGAACGACGGCUACGCCGAGAAGCUGAAGAGGGUGAAAGACGCUGCCCGCAUCGCCUUUGCCGAUUAUUUCAUUGCUACUUUCCCCGACGGCUAUGAUACGCUCAUAGGCGAACGCGGAGCCUUGUUUUCCGAAGGGCAGAAACAGCGGGCCACCAGCACGCUCGAUCCCAACGCCGAGGAGAUUGUCCAGAAGGCUCUCGGAAACGCCUCCCGCAGGUGUACGACUAUGACCAUUGCGCAUAAGCUCGCGACGAUCCGGAAUGCCGAUAACAUCGUGGUGAUGGAGAAGGGCCGCAUUAUCGAGCAAGGCACACACGGCUCGUUGCUGGGGAACAACGGUGCAUACGCGCGUCUUGUGCGAGCUCAGGAUCUGUCAGCACCCAAGCAGGAUUCCGACAGGAACUCGGAGGACGUUGAUGAGGCCAAGACCGAGGCUGGGCCUGCUGAGCUGACCAGGACGCUGACGCGGGACUCGACCACGACGAAGGGACGCAUGGAGGACCAGGUAGCUAGGUAUGACUACGAUAACAGGAAGCCGGUUGGGAUCAUCGCGACGAUCUGGCGACUGGUAAUCUCGUCUCCUGAACUGAAAUGGACCUACCUGUCUCUUCUACUGGGAUGCCUCGGCGCAGCCACUACAUACCCCAGCCACGCAUUCUUAGUAUCGAGGUUCAUCAGCGUGUUCCAGUUCACCGGCUCGCAGAUGGAGGAAAAGGGUAACUUCUUCAUGGGGGCCGGCACCCUGGUGGUAUACUUCGUCAUCGGGUGGUGCUGGAACGUCAUUGCCCAGUUCUUCGACCGUUCCGAGAACUCGACUGGCGCCCUGACCAGCCGAGCGGGUUCCUACCCCCAGACUAUAUUCGAGCUGAUGGGCUUCAACGUUGCCUUGAUACUCAUCGCGACUCUCGGCGUGCCACCGAGCGGACUGAACUCCUGA